This is a messenger RNA of Fomitopsis serialis, 423 nucleotides long. RefSeq lists its product as uncharacterized. The transcript has 3 exons. The annotation marks the transcript as partial. The record is from RefSeq and is a predicted model, not a curated record. Lineage: Eukaryota; Fungi; Basidiomycota; Agaricomycetes; Polyporales; Fomitopsidaceae.
UUUGAAGCUAUUCAUUUCUCGUGGUACAACCGCCACGCCACAAAGGGCCACGAUGCGCCCUCGGACGUACCGCCACAAAUGAUGAGAAAGUCGGGACGCUCUAGGACCAACUACCGUCAAAUGAUACCGUAUCCGUCCAAAGAUAUGGUGGUCCAUGAGCCCAUCUAUCAGGCAAUGGAGCGCAUUCUGGGCGAUGUGUUCAGCUGGAUAGAUACUAAGGUGCAGAUGAUCCUUCCAGGCGUAUACCGUCAUCUCGAGGCAACGUCCAGCAUCCUCCCUAACCACCAGCAGUCGCUGGUCAACCCGUUCGUGGGUUUGGUCAUCAACGUCAACGUCGCAACCUACGCCCACAGAGACAGCAAGGACGACACUGUCUGUGUCGUCCUUGCUGUUGGCAAUUUCGAGGGCGGCGAGUUGUACCUG